Molecule: messenger RNA, 5302 nt
Organism: Equus caballus (horse)
Lineage: Eukaryota; Metazoa; Chordata; Mammalia; Perissodactyla; Equidae
Product: paraneoplastic antigen Ma6E
Source: RefSeq, a predicted model, not a curated record
UACUACAUGUGGCGACUGCAGCAUAAAGGAUGGGGUGGAGGGGGAACGAAUCUGUAUGGAGGAAAGCUUCUUACAUUUAUGUGAAGUGGUACAACAUUAGCCACAAGUGGACAGUGAAAAGUUAAGGAAAUAGAUUAUAAUCUCUCGAGCAACCAGCAAAAGCAUUUCAAAGCGAUAAUAGCCUCAAAAGGCAAUAGUAAGUUAAAAUGCAAUAAAAAUUUGUUGACUAUCUCAGGCAGGAAAAGGGGAACAUAGGAAGAGAGAGAGAUGGGCAGACAGUGCUGUGCAGCGAAUGUCUGUGUCCUCCCCCAGAUUCACCUGUGUAAUCGACCCCCUCCACGCCAUGGUAUUUGGAGGUGGAGCCUUUGGGAGGUGAUUGGUUCAUGGGGGUGGAGCCGCCAUGAACGGGAUCAGUGACCUUGUAAGAGAGACCCCGGAGAGCUCCCUCACCCGCUUCUGCCAUAGCGAGGACAUGGUGAGAGGAUGUCUGUGUGUGAAGCAGGAGGCAGGCCCUCGCCGGACACGGCAUCUGCCGGUACCUCGCUUCUGGACUUCUCAGCCUCCGGAACUGUGAGAAAUGAACGUCUGCUGUUUAUAAGCCACCCGGUCUCUGGUAUUGUUUCCUCAGUAUCUGCAGCAGACUCAGGCAGCCGGUAAAGGGCUGGACGUAAAUCCAGCCAUAGGAGAAACCACACUGGAUGUUAACGGGUUAAACUGUGCGAUUAAAAGGCAGAGACUGUCUGGAUGAAGCCGAGAGCCAGGCUUUUGCUGCCCACAGGCGCUGCGAUUGGACAGCAAAGCCUCAGGCGAGCGGAUAGUCAGAGGAUUCCGAGUGCUGUCCCACAGAAAGAGCAGCUAAGGAAGUCGGAGCGACCGUGCUGACAGUGGACCAAGCCGAGUUAAAGGCAGAGGCAGGUCCCUGGGAUGGGAGGUCAGAACGAUGGCAGGGUCAGCAGUGAGGGACGCGCAGCGCUAGUUCCCAGGAGUGUCUGUGGCCAGGGACAGAACUUUGCUGUCCAGGAAACCGAGGGUGACGGGACAGAGGGAGAGGCGGCCAUUCCCAGCACCGCCGAUGGAGAUGUCACCCCUCCCGCCCGGGAUGGGGACACCGAGAGGAGAAGUCAGUAGGGACGUAGACCGUCUGCGUGCCGCUACCAAGCACAGCAGGGCACAGACGACCGGGCAGUGGGCCCCACGGGCCCCAGCGGGCUCUGCGGGCGGGCCGACUCUCGGCUUCACGGGCGGCAGGGGCGGAAGCCGCGCUGUGCAGCGGUGGCAGGGGCGGAAGCCGCGCUGUGCUGCCGCGGCUGCGAGCCUUGCGACAGCGCCGUGAAGCCCUCGCCGCGCGGCGUCGCUCACGUGCUCCUCGCAGCCAAUCGUCGCCCUGCCCUGAGCCACCUAGAACUUUCUCUCCUGCGCCCGGGGGCUUCUGGGAGGCGCGGGAGCUGGCGUGGCCGAGCGCAGAGUGCGUGAGCCGGGGCCACACAGCCGCCCUGAGGCGAGCCCGCCAGGCCUUCCAGGGGACCGGGAGCCGCCCGCGGGGCCGGCGCAGAUUUGCAAACCUGUAGGUGGAAGAAGAAAUCAGAGGAAAUCAGAGGAACUCAGGAAGCGUUUCAAACCGAGUGAUAGAAAAUAGAAAAAUACAACUUCCCCAAAGUAGUGGGAGGCAGCGCAGGAAGCGAUCGAUCGCAGGAAGACGGACAGCUCUAAGUGUGCGCCAUAGAACAGGAGGAGGACACGGACUCGGGGCCCUGACGUCCCUUGAAGGAAGCUAGAAAGAGAAGAGCAGAGAGAGCCCAACGUGCCCUACGGAAGAGACCAGAGCGCCCGGAGGGGAGGCCGAGGCCCACACUGCGAGAGUCCGUGCACGCCCGUCCAGUCCCUUCUGGCCGCCCUCAGGUCCUCAGUGAUGGUGAUGCCACUGGUGAUGCUGCAGGACUGGUGCAGGUGGAGUGGCGCAAACGCACAGCGCUCCCUGCUCAUCCUGGGCAUCCCGGAGGACUGCGAGGACCGGGAAUUCCAGGAGGCCGUGCGGGCUGCCCUGUGGCCCCUGGGCAGGUACCGAGUGCUGGGCAACGUCUUCAGAAAGGAGCUCGGGUUCAGGGUCGCUUUGGUGGAGUUCACUGAGUAUUUAAAUCGAAGUUUGGUCCCCCGACAGAUACCAGGCAAGGGGGGACUCUGGGAUGUGUUCUUCCUGCCCCAGGGCCCUGAUUCUGAGUCACGGGAUAGACCCAAUUUCCCUGCACAGCCCCAGAGGCAAGCAGUGGCUGGCAGGGCAGGUGUGGCCAGAGCUGCAGGGGAGGAGGCAGCUGCAGGGGAGGAGGCAGCUGCAGGGGAGGAGGGAGCUGAGGGUGAGGCAGGAGCUGGAGAGGAAGCAGGAUCCUCAGAUGAAGAGGGAGCUGCCGGGGACACAGGAGUUGCAGGCGUGGUAGCAUCUGUGGGCAUGGCAGGAGCUGCAGCUGAGCCAGAGGCUCCAGGUGAGGAAGGAGCUGCAGGUGUGUCUGAGGCAGGGGCCCCAGAGGAGGCAGGAACUGCCAGUGAGGCAGUCACUGCAGGCGAGGAUGGAGCUGAAGAUGUGGCAAGAGCUGUGGGUGAGGAAGAAGCUGAGAGUGAGGAGGAAGCUGAGGGCGAGGCAGGAGCUGGAGAGGAAGCAGAAUCCUCAGAUGAAGAGGGAGCCGCAGGGGCCACAGGAGUUGCAGGCAUGGUCGCAUCUGUGAGCAUGGCAGGAGCUGCAGGUGAGGCGGGAGCUGCAGGUGAGGAGGAAGUUGGAGAUGUGGCAAGAGCUGUGGGUGAGGAAGAAGCCGCAGGUGAGGAGGGAGCUGAGGGUGAGGCAGGAGCUGGAGAGGAAGCAGGAGCAUCAGAUGAAGAGGGAGCCGCAGGUGACACGGGAGUUGCAGGCGUGGCAGGAUCUGUGAGCAUGGCAGGAGCUGCAGCUGAGGCGGAGGCUCCAGGUGACGAAGGAGCUGCAGGUGUGGCAAGAGCCAUCAACGAGGCAGCAGCCCGGAGCCAGCACUGGCGGCAGACGUUGCAGCCUCUGCUCGAUGCUGUGGCCUACUGGGUACCGAGAAGGUUUUCUGGGGUGGAAGAGCCGGGCUGUGGAGAAGAGUCUUUUGAGAGCUGGCUGCACCAUGCCAACGACACGCUGUACCUGUGGUGCCUCAUGUCAGAGAGGGAGAGGAGGAGGAGACUGGUGGAGAGCUUGGGCGGCCCCGCGCUGGAUCUCAUGUGCGGCCUCCUGGAGGAAAAUCCCGACACCCCUGCGCAGGACUGCCUGGCCGCGCUGGCCUGUGAAGAUGCUGCCCGGACCCAUGAAGAUUGCCUCCCAGCCAAUGAGGUCACCACUGAGGGCACCCCUGUCACUGCAGAAGAAAGCAAGCCUUCCCCACCCAAGGAAGAUACCACCCUGGCUGCCCUUUCCAAGCAAGACACAGCCGAGGCUGCCCCGGCACGAUAAGUGGCCGAUGGGGCAGUUCCUGUCACAGUCGACCGUGGAGAGGCUGCUCCUGACCCCCAUGAUGCUGCCCAGGCCGCCUGGGCUCGUGAAGAUGCUGCCCAGGCCGCCCUGACCUGUGAAGACACCGCUGACGCUGCCCCGGCCCGUGAAGAGGCCGAUGAGGCAGCUCCUGACACCCAUGAUGCUGCCGUGGCAGCCCCUGCCCCUGAGGAGACCACCGAGUCCUCUUCUGCCACUGGGGAAGGUGAAAAUGUUCCUACUCGUGCGGGGCUAGGUCAGGCAGGACACUCGGGGGCCCCCGGGGGCCCCACCCCUGCUCAAACGGUCAGUGCUUCUGGGGCGGGCCCAGGAGGUCCUGGCAGUAACCCGGAAGGCCUCGCCCAGGUGGGAGACCAGGAGGCCGAGCAGACCCCCAAGGAGGGGCUCAUCCAGGAGGAGCCAGGAAACCAGGACGGGGCUGAGGAGAUGAGCCGCCCCGAGUCCUCCUCGGGCAAGUAGGCUCAAAAGGCCCAGGGGCCCCCUCUCCUCCCAGGCAGCAGAGCCCUGGAGGCAGGGGGAGGCGAGGCCAGGGUAGCCGCCUCACCCCACAUGGGGACCAGGCCGAGGGAGGGGCCCGUCCAGCCCAAACCAAGCCCCUGGCCCCUCACGAUCCCCAAGGGGCCAUGACCCGCACCGUCAGCCGUUCCAAGUGACCAAGAUGAACAUAUGUUACCCCAAAUGGGCAGGGGAGAGGUGUAGCCCCGCUCAAGGCAGCACCACACCGAGCCCAAGCCCCAUCCCCAUCCCAAGCCCUGCCAACUCAGGCAGCCAGCCUGGUGGCUCCCCCGAGUGGCAACCCCGGCCUGGGUGAGGGGCACCUGAGGACGCCUGCCGCCUGCACGGGCCUGGGAGACGUUAGGAGGUCAUCUCAAGGGUGCCAGCUGUCUGGGCCUCCCAACAUGGGGACCCCCGUUCACUGUCACCUGGGGCAGGCUCCUCCCUGUUCUGGGAAGCCCGCUUGUAUCUCUGUGGACCCUGUAGUUACCCACGUGUCAAGUAAUCCACCCCCAAAACAUACACACACACGUGCCAUCAUUUCUGUGCAGAGCCGUUAGGUGUGUGUGAGCCCGGGGUGGGGGUCCUGGCCUAGCAGGCAGCACCCUCUCGGCCCUGGCACGUGCUGUGAGCUUCAGUGCCAGCCCGGGCUCUGCUCUCUCUCGUCCGGUGCCAUGAGCUCAACUCUGCCUUCUCGGUGGAGACUUAGGCCAACCGCUGCUUGUUCCUGUGGAGAUGUGUGCUUAUCUGAGCAGUGGCCCCCACCCCACCGCAGAGUCCCCGAGCCCAGUCCCAGGAGAUGCCUGGAAGGAUGGACAGACGAGGGCGUGGCCGGCGCUCACCCCGGGACCUCAGGAAGGAAGAACUGGAGCAGGGACAUGGAGGGGCUGCGGGAGGCUCCAGUGGGACUGUGCUCUCAUGUGCCAACCUGCUGUUACUUGUGGCUCAGUUUCCUGGGCUUGGUGUGGUGUCCCCUGUUGUAUUUUCCAGCGUCCUGUGACUGUCCUAUGUGGCCCAUAGGGCAGGGCCCCACCCCAGAAUGUCAGCCAGAGGGGGAGGGGGUGCCGUGGAGUGAGAAGACAUUGCCAGUGUCCAUCGUUCUGCCAAGAGGCUGACCGUGGGGCUCCCAGGAAGGGAGACUGUGGUGGGAGGGCCUCAGCAUGGGGGGCAGCUGAGGCACCCCGUUAGAGACUGACUGUCCCCGAGACCUGUGGGCUGUAGCGGCCGUUAGAAGUUCCUCUCCGUGUUGUCAUUCCCUUCUCUGCAAUGGUUUCAGUAAGUGGUUCUCUUCAAUAAAUUUCAUUGAUCGUUCCA